AUGGCCCUGCAGAGCCAGGCCUGGUCUCCAGCCACACCCAUGCCCAUGGCCGAGAGCUCCCUCUAUCGGCAGCGGCUGGAGGUCAUUGCGGAAAAGCGGCGGCUGCAGGAGCAGAUCCGCGCGGCGCGCCGGGAACUGGAGGAGGAGAAACUCCGCGUGGAGCGGCUCAAGAGGAAAUCUCUCCGGGAGCGUUGGCUAAUGGAUGGGGCCGCUGAAGGGCCACAGCAGCCUGAGGACCCCGGCUCCAAGGACCCCCAGUCGCCGGAAGGCCAGGCUCAGGCUCGCAUCAGAAACCUAGAAGACAGCUUGUUCACACUCCAGAGUGAGCUGCAGCUGUUGCAAAGUGCGUCCACAGGUGCCCAGCACAAACCCUUGGGUAGGCUCACCUGGCGCAGACAGAGUCACCGUCCUGUCUCCCAACCCACCAUGGAGGCGGGUCUUGCAGGCCAGUCUGAGCCGGACAAGAGAGCUUCCCUGCCCACUGGACUGGUGGGCGCAUCCCCAGAGGUCCCCUCUGAGCCCCAGGAGGAGGCUGCGGGGGUUCUGCCACCACAGAGGCAGGUCCCUGGGGCCGUGGGGACCUCCCCAGAAGCCAACGGCCCCUGCCCUGGACCCAGCCCUGGCAGGGAGCAGGAGCUGAGCCUGGGGGCGGCGGCAGAGCAGGGUGUAGUGGAGGCCAAAGCAGCGGGCGUGCUGGAGGUGGUGUGGGAGGGCCUGCGGGCCCCGGAGGACUGUGCCACGGGGACGUCGGGCCUGGAGCUGGAGGCUAGGGUGGAGGAGGUGGUGCUGGAAGCCAUUGGGGACAGGCAGGGGGCUGGCAGCACCGAGCUCCCAGCCUGGGUGAAGGAGGACAGGGGUGUGGCGGAGGUGGUCUGGGAGGGGCUGGGGGGCACCGAGUCGCAGGCCGGCGGGGAGGUGGGCCCAGCGGCCACACUGACCAGCUCGCCAGGGCUCCGGCCGCGACUGCAGGGAGAUGCUUCCCAGGAGGGAGAAGGUGCUCCCCGGGGCAGCCCCGAGGGCGAGGGGCAGGGGGGCUCUGGAGGAGAGGAGGGGUCCUUCAUCUGGGUGGAAAGAGCGACUCUCAGCGAGGACUGGGAGGAGCUGCUGAUGGAGGGGCUGGAGGGGCCCGUGGUGACAGAGGGGGGAGGCCAGGAAGCCUGGGAGGGGGGGAGGAGGCGAGCAGAAGGAUCCCCGGGGGCCGGAGGUGAGGAAAGUGAGGCAAAGCCAGGGACAGGGAGGGCCACAGCUGAGCCCUUGGGCACUGAGAUGAAAGAUGGUGAAGGACCCUUGAGGGCACAGGAGGAAAGGGGCCAGGAGAAGCCAGAGGCAGAGGAAAGAGCUGAGGACCCGUCCAGGGUGGAGAGAAAAGAAGUCGGGGGGCCUUUGGGGACAGAGAAGGAAAGAAGGGAAGAAAAGCAAGCAGCAGAGAAAGACGAGGAGGAAGCUCUGGGAGUGGAGGGAAAAGGAGGUGAGCAAAUGCCAGGGGCAACUGAAGAGCCAUCAGAGGCAGAGGGGGAAGGAGGAGAGGAAGUCUCAGGGGCAGAGGGGGAAGGAGGUGAGGAAGGACUCGGGGCACAGAAGACCCAGGGGUCUGAGGAAGAGCUGAGCUCAGGAGGGCAGAGAGAGUCUGGGGAAAGGACCGAGUCCCAGGGGGAGGUGAGCGAGGCCGGGGCCACCCUUGGGGUCAAGCAGGAGCCAGGGCCAGGGGAGGGACCGCGGCCCCUGGAGAAGCAAGGAGCAACCCUGGAGGAGGAAGCCGGGCAGCUCCGAACCCCUGCGGAGAGCCAGGGGCCCCCGGGGGACACCAUGCCCCUCCUGAGAGCCAGCCCGGCCCCACAGCAGCCCACCGAGAGGCAGCCUCUGCUCCAGCGGGGGAGGCCCAGAGCCAACCCCAGUGCCCACCCCGCGCCCACCUAUGCACCCGCCCGGCAGCCUGAGCCGGCCGCCCCGGCCGAGGGCGAGGAGGCAAGGGGCCCCAAGCAGAAGACGUGCCAGUGCUGCGCCCUGAUGUGAGCCCGCGCCCCCAGCCCCCGCCCGGCUCCGCCCACAGCUACCUCACCUCUUGGCACCCGGCAGGGGGUUCCAGGCACAGACGGCCCCACCAGACCAGCUGGCCUGCACGUCCACCUGGCCCACUGCCUGUGACC
This is a messenger RNA of Marmota flaviventris (yellow-bellied marmot), 2147 nucleotides long. Lineage: Eukaryota; Metazoa; Chordata; Mammalia; Rodentia; Sciuridae. The record is from RefSeq and is a predicted model, not a curated record.